AUGUCGCACCCGGCUUUACCGCGUUCCUCUGUCCCCAGUGGCCUUGCGCCGCCCGCUCCAACCCCAGUUUACCCUCCGAGUAUGCACGGAUCAGGCGUGUUUCCUCCACCAGCACCACCACUCAGUAGUGCAGCACCAAGCCGGCCACAGUCGCGCGUUGAACCGCCUCCACUGAGCUCGACAUUGGGACCAAUGCCCGGGACGCUGGAGCGGCCGAUCGCAGGACCACGGAAGAGACUCAUUGUCACAUGCGACGGGACAUGGCUUGACGCCGACAACGGACUGUUGAAUGGCCAGAAACAACCUCCAUCCAAUGUGUCACGUAUAGGCUGGGCGAUCAAGGACACAUCAAGAGAUGGAAUCCCGCAAAUCGUCAACUACCAGGCCGGAGUGGGCACUUCAGGCGGGCCGGCAUCGCGGGCUGUAGGAGGAGCCACGGGACUCGGAUUGAAAGAGAACAUGCGCGAAGCAUACACGUACCUGGCGAUCAACUGGAGACCCGGCGACGAGAUAUUCCUGAUCGGCUUCAGCCGCGGCGCAUUCACGGCACGAAGUAUCGGCGGGAUGAUCGGGGCAUUGGGCCUAUUGACCCGAGCAGGACUACCGCUAUUCAAUGAAAUCUUCGAGGACUGGCAACACCGCUACGACGAUCGAUAUGUGUCCAAGUUCCCUGACGUGCCGUUUCCCGGCAAAGGACCCUUUGACCAGCACUAUAUUCAUGAGUUGGCGAGGCGCGGACUAACGACUCUCAAUGUGCCCAUCAAGGCGAUCUGUUGUUGGGACACGGUGGGCAGUCUAGGAAUCCCGCGACUCGGAUGGAUGGAGUCUUUGAGGUUGUCGAACCCUAACAUGCACGACUAUGACUUCUACGACACUCGAUUACAUCCCUGUGUGGAAAAUGCGUUCCAGGCCCUUGCACUGGAUGAGCGGCGGGGACCGUUUUCGCCUGCGCUGUGGGAACGACGAGAUAACGACCGCACUAAUCUCGUACAGGUCUGGUUCCCAGGCGUCCAUAGUAAUGUGGGAGGCGGAUACGAAGACCAAGAACUGGCAAACAUUACAUUGGCAUGGAUGAUUUCCAAACUCGAGCCGUUUCUGGAUUUCCGCCCAAAUUUCCUCAUGAGUCUCUGGGAGGAGAACAGGGCCUAUUACAAAGCUACAGGGCAGAAGACGCGCUGGUGGAGUUUCGGCGAGCUGUACAACUCGUUCAAAGGGUUCUAUAGUCUUGCCGGGUCUAAGACGCGCACUCCAGGCAACUACCACCGCACGGAUCCGUAUACCGGACGACCCACGGGCAAGAGACUGAAGAAUACUAACGAAUAUAUCCACGCGAGUGUGCGGAGUCGCUUGGGUCUUCAGGGCCCAGGGUCUCAGGACCGAGGCGUCUAUGAUCCGCCUGCACUGAGAGACUGGACAUUCGACACGGAAUUCGUUCCCCCAGGUCAAGGCGGCAAUGCGGACGGAUUGCUGGUUGUGUGGACCGACCGCAGCACGACAAAGCGCCGAAAUGGUGGUGGUCAGGAUAAGAUCCCAGAGGCACGUCUCUCCGAGACCGAGAUGGUGCUUCUUAGACAGAGUCCGAGAGUUUACGAAUAUGUUACGAAUCUAAGGCCGCCCUCGGCGCCGCGAGAAAAGAGGAAGUCACGCAGACAACAACCGGAAAUGGCUGGUGUUGGACCCCCACUGGCAGGCGGUGGAGGGGGAGUGUUCCCUCCUGCCAGUGCCCAGAAUUCGCGCCGGAAUAGUGUCAAGUUGGAUCCGGAUGGGUUGCCAAUUGACGAUGAGGACGAUGACCGUCGACGCAGGCGACGCAGAGAAUCCCGUGGUCCGGAUAGACAGAGACAUCGCCGGAGUCGACGGUACGAUGAUGAUUGA
Molecule: messenger RNA, 1875 nt
Organism: Exophiala dermatitidis NIH/UT8656
Lineage: Eukaryota; Fungi; Ascomycota; Eurotiomycetes; Chaetothyriales; Herpotrichiellaceae
Exons: 1
Coding region: 1-1875 (624 amino acids)
Source: RefSeq, a predicted model, not a curated record